Messenger RNA from Jatropha curcas, 1773 nucleotides. RefSeq names its product DNAJ homolog 2 (gene J2). NCBI's taxonomy places the organism in Eukaryota, Viridiplantae, Streptophyta, Magnoliopsida, Malpighiales, Euphorbiaceae. Gene Ontology annotation, biological process: response to heat; protein folding. Gene Ontology annotation, molecular function: ATP binding; Hsp70 protein binding. The record is from RefSeq and is a predicted model, not a curated record.
UCAAGGAAGGAUCUAGAACUAGAAGAAGACCAAGACCAAAACUGAUAAGCGGAUCCAACGGCCCAAAAACAAAAGAGAAACAAAGCGAAUUCUAGAGCCUUCUCUCUACGAGUGAAAUCCCCACUCAUAUAAAUGCCUCACCAUACGGGUGAAAAUGCCAGAAGCUGUGUGAAAUAUUCGUUGCGUUUGCGUGUCCAGAGCCUUCUUUCUGUUUUUGAUCGAGGAAGAAGAAGAUGUUCGGCAGAGCACCGAAGAAGAGCGAUAAUACAAGGUACUAUGAAAUAUUGGGGGUGUCGAAGAACGCUUCACAAGAUGAUUUAAAGAAGGCUUAUAAGAAAGCCGCCAUCAAGAACCAUCCUGAUAAAGGAGGCGAUCCUGAGAAGUUCAAAGAGCUAGCCCAGGCUUAUGAGGUUUUGAGUGAUCCUGAGAAACGUGAGAUAUAUGAUCAAUAUGGUGAGGAUGCGCUUAAGGAAGGAAUGGGUGGGGGUGGUGGUGGCCAUAGCCCCUUUGACAUUUUUGAAUCCUUUUUUGGGGGGAGCCCAUUCGGAGGAGGUGGUAGUAGCCGGGGAAGGAGGCAGAGACGGGGAGAGGAUGUGGUACAUCCAUUGAAAGUCUCGUUGGAGGACCUGUAUCUUGGCACUACGAAGAAGCUUUCUCUAUCCCGCAAUGUGAUUUGCUCCAAAUGCAAUGGCAAGGGGUCGAAAUCUGGAGCUUCAAUGAAGUGCCCUGGUUGCCAGGGUACAGGUAUGAAGGUCUCAAUAAGACAGCUUGGCCCAUCAAUGAUUCAGCAGAUGCAGCAUGCUUGCAAUGAAUGUAAGGGUACUGGUGAGGCAAUUAGUGAUAAGGAUAGAUGUUCCCAAUGCAAGGGAGAGAAGGUUGUUCCGGAAAAGAAGGUGUUGGAGGUUAUAGUAGAGAAAGGAAUGCAACAUGGCCAGAAAAUUACAUUCCCUGGUGAAGCUGAUGAAGCUCCUGAUACAAUCACUGGGGAUAUAGUUUUUGUCCUUCAACAGAAGGAGCAUCCUAAAUUCAAGAGAAAGGGAGAUGACCUCAUUGUAGAACAUAAUCUAUCCCUCACUGAAUCUCUUUGUGGCUUCCAGUUUGUACUAACACACUUGGAUGGAAGGCAGCUGCUUAUAAAAUCGAACCCUGGAGAAGUUGUCAAGCCUGACUCAUUCAAGGCAAUUAAUGAUGAGGGCAUGCCCAUGUACCAACGACCAUUCAUGAAGGGGAGGCUAUACAUCCAUUUCAAUGUGGAGUUCCCUGAUUCUCUGACUUUAGAUCAGGUUAAGGCACUCGAGGCAAUUUUGCCUCCAAGGCCAUCCAGUAUGUUGACAGACAUGGAGCUGGAUGAGUGUGAGGAGACUACUCUGCACGAUGUUAAUAUGGAAGAGGAAAUGAGAAGGAAGGACCAGCGCUCACAACAGGAGGCAUAUGACGAAGAUGAUGAUAUGCCUAGUGGUGGACAGAGAGUUCAAUGUGCCCAGCAGUGAUGGGGCUGGAUUUAGUGCUGUAGUAGUUUGAAUCUAAUUCUGGACCUCCAAAUAUUAAAAUGUCAUAUCAAUUUGUGAAACAUAUGAUGAUCAUGGAAAAAUCUUCAGGAAAUGACAAGACAAUUACUUGCCUGCUUUUAUCAAUGGUGGAAAAUAUCCUGUUGAUGCGAUGGUUCUUCCUUCUGUUUGUGUUACCAGUUAUGGAUUGUUGAUCUUGAUCAAGUUUCUAGUUCUCUCUUAUUCCUCUUAUUAUGUUCUUAGUUGAAUAUCUGGAUUCUGACAA